Messenger RNA from Aspergillus brunneoviolaceus CBS 621.78, 720 nucleotides. RefSeq lists its product as uncharacterized. NCBI's taxonomy places the organism in Eukaryota, Fungi, Ascomycota, Eurotiomycetes, Eurotiales, Aspergillaceae. The coding region runs from base 1 to 720 and encodes 239 amino acids. The record is from RefSeq and is a predicted model, not a curated record. The transcript is spliced from 2 exons.
AUGAAGACCUCCGCUCUUUUGUCUCUCCUCGCCGCUGCUGGCAUGGUUGCUGCCGCUCCUCUGAAUAACAUCCCCGCCAUCCCUGGCGCCCUUGCCGAUGGCGUCAAGACCCCCGACACCCACAGCAGCCUUCCUGACACCCACGCCAGCCUUCCCGACACCCAUAGCAGCGUCCCCGACGGGGCACAAAUCGUCAACCCCCCAGCGGCCAAGGUCCCUGCCGCCAAUGUCCCCGCGGCCAAGGUCCCCGAAGUCGGUCAUGCCGCAAGCCGCCGUGGCGCGCCCGUCAACAUCGGCGGCGUGUCCGGCGACCAUGACAUCGACGGCGACAACAACAUGAUCGCCUACCCUCCCGCCCAAAAGCAUGCUCCCGCCCCAGCCCCGGCUCCUGCUCCGGCUCCUGCUCCCGCCCCGGCCCCGGCCCCAGCCCCGGCACCCGCUCCGGCUCCGGCCCCCGCUCCGGCUCCCGCGCCUGCUCCCGCUCCCGCCCCCGCCCCAGCCAGCGAGCUCGACCUCCACCACGACGCCGCGCAGGAGAAGGACCACAACAGCAACUUCAACGUCUACGAGAACCACAACUCCGGCGUCAACGAGCAUGAGCACCACGUCGACGACUACGAUUACUCCUCCUACGACAACACCAGCAAGGGGGCCUCCGGGUCAACGCAGGACCACGCCGCCGGGCAGGUCAACAACAACUUCCACGUCGAGAACAACUAA